UCUUCCACCUGUCAGUUCAAGCACUGACAUUUCCUGUGAAGUAGUGUAGUUCUUAAUAAAUAAUAUUUAUAGUAAGCUAUAUUGAUUACAAUGAAUUUGUUUGUUUUUUUUUUUCUUUCUUUUUUGCUUUAUUUAAUAUGGUAUAUUUGCCUCUAUGGUGCUGAGUACAUACAGUGAAAAUUACAGAAGUUCAAACAUGACCAAGCUGGUGAAUGCAUCAGACUAUGAGCGAUAUAUAUACAAGUGCCAUUCGUGCAUGUUGGGAUUCAAGCGGAGAGGGAUGCUGGUGAACCACUUGGCCAACAGACACCCUGAUAUCACUCCCGAGUCUGUGCCUGAGCUCAACCUGCCGAUCCUCAAGACUACUAGGGAUUACUACUGUCAAUACUGUGAAAAGGUCGUGUAACGUUCAAUCUUAUCAUUUUUUAUGUAAAGAAAAUAGGUUACUGUCAUCUUUAUGGUAGUUAGUUACAGUAAUCAGAUUUUUAUUGAUCAGUUUACAAGCAUUUUAUAUCAGGCUU
Molecule: messenger RNA, 521 nt
Organism: Homalodisca vitripennis (glassy-winged sharpshooter)
Lineage: Eukaryota; Metazoa; Arthropoda; Insecta; Hemiptera; Cicadellidae
Product: PR domain zinc finger protein 10-like
Exons: 2
Coding region: 155-406 (83 amino acids)
Source: RefSeq, a predicted model, not a curated record